ACCAAUUCAGACUUUGCUGAAAUUAACAUCCCUUCAACCCUUCAAACAAUCAUGGAGUGUGUGUCAAAAGAAGCAUUCUACAAAGAAUUAGAGACCUAUAAACAGAACCAGAAACGCAAUUCUUCACAAAUAACUCUCUUCAUUGAAGACGAAUUUUAUGACUCGGCCAAAGAGUUCCUAAAAAGCCAAGCUGAGAACGCUGUCAGCGACUCCAAUACAAAUCACAAUACGACGAAAUUAACAAAGUGGCAAGCAACAACACUCAACAGGAAGAAAUGGUCGUACCAUCAAGGGAAAAUCUUAACCACCGAGCAAAAGGUAGUUGUACCCAAGAGUCAACUACACGAUGUUCUGACUUUGGCGCAUCAAAGGACAGGACAUAAAGGCAGACAAAUAACGGCAAAGUGGAUUAACGAGAAUUAUUCUGAAGUGAAUGUACGAGUUGUGAACCUAUUUGUAAGUUUGUGCCGAAUUCAUCAAGAGCAGACCAUUACAAGCCACGUUAAGAUGGUAACCAAGCCACUUCAAUCUCCAGAAUUCCUG
Messenger RNA from Porites evermanni, 543 nucleotides. The record is from the annotation of a GenBank genome assembly. Lineage: Eukaryota; Metazoa; Cnidaria; Anthozoa; Scleractinia; Poritidae.